UGUACUUUUACGCACGAGCGAUUUGGGUUUUUACGCACGGCGCGUCGUGCUUCAUUUUGGGGGGCAUUUAUUUAUUUGUUUAUUUAUUACAUUUGUUUCGCGUUUUGAACUUUGCCAUGACACUCUCCGGUCAAUAUGAAUCUUCCUCACGCGCCGACUUGCCUCUGGAGGAGGUCGAGAUCGACAUCGUCGGCGAGGACGAACCGGAGCCUGCGGGCCGUUACGCCGAGUUGGACUCCUCCGGGGCGGACUCCUCCGCGGAGAGCGAGAGCAGUUUCUGCUCCGGGAAGGCCGGUGGGGGGAGCCUGUUGAAGCCUCCUUACUCCUACAUCGCCCUCAUCACCAUGGCGAUCCUGCAGAGCCCCAUGAAGAAGCUCACCCUGAGCGGCAUCUGCGACUUCAUCAGCAACAAGUUCCCCUACUACCGGGACAAGUUCCCGGCUUGGCAGAACUCCAUCCGGCAUAACCUGUCCCUCAACGACUGCUUCGUCAAGAUCCCCAGGGAGCCGGGCAACCCCGGGAAGGGCAACUACUGGUCCCUGGACCCGGCCUCGGAAGACAUGUUCGACAACGGCAGCUUCCUAAGGCGCAGGAAGCGAUUCAAGAGGAACCAGCCCGAGUUGGGGAAGGAUGGACUCGUGUUCUACUGCCGGCCUUUCGGGCAACCGUACCCGGUGCAGAGGCGCGUCAACCCGGCCGCGGUGAGCUACGCGCCCAUGCGGGACGGUGUCAUGAUGCCUCCGUCGUCCUAUCACUUGUUGCCGCAUUCUCGGAGUGACCGCACAGGACCCAAAGACUUGAGCACCACAGAAACGCCCGAGCCCACAAGCGCGCAGGCUAAGUGCGCCUUCAGCAUAGACUCCAUCAUGAGCAAACCGGCUCCCACCACUGGGGGUCCCCUACACCAGAACCCUCUCGCCUUCCCCAAUUUAAUGUUGAACCACGCGGCCUGCUUUGUCCCCACACUCCUGCAGAACCCCAGAACUCCUUUUGCGCCCCAUGCCAUGUUGAGUGCUUCCCCCCUAAUAACCGAACAACUAAGACGUUCCUAUUCACACUGCUGACGUGUUAUUAUUACUAGUACUAUGCCGACUUGUUGUUGUUGUUGUUGUUGUUCUUCUUCUUCUUAUGUUUAAUGGUGUCAUUGUUCUAAGACACUUGUUGCUCAUUUCUUAAAGAAAUAUUUGGACUGCAUGAUAUUUAUGUUGACACAAUCCUGAGGGGAUUCCUACAUCGCUUAAGCCAGUGGUCCUCAAACCUUUUACACAAACUACCACCUCAAAAAAUAAUGAGCCCUGCAUGUCCCGCCAUCAUGACCAAUAUUUAAAUACACUAGUGUAGUAGGCCUAAGCUGUCAUCAAAAACGAGACAGAGGUUUUAUAUGAGAAGUACACGUUUUGGAAAGACUUCUCCAUUCAACUGCACGAGAAAGCCUUUCAAAGCUUUUGACUGGUAGUGAAUAUUUAAUAUGAAUGUAAGCCACUGUAGCAUUGUGUUUGAACAGUUUGAACAUUAACACUAUGCUUAAUGGUAGGGGAACAAUAAGAAUUCUAUUGAAAUAUAUUGUACAUAUGAGAUUUUAGAAGUGCCUAAAUAAAUGUUUAAAAAGAAAAAGUUCUGAAAGAUGACAUGGUAAUUCUUCAACAUAAAAAAAUCAAUACAAGUGAACUGUAAUUAGGCAGCGGUUGUUUUACAUAGAGUGCCCACCGACCACACUUUUACAAUCACUGGCUUAAAGCAAUGUAAAUAAGAUUCAGUGAUCUGUUGCAAUUAUGCUGGAUGAUGACUUGUUCCUAAUUAUCCCACGAAAUAAAUAUUACAACUGUGAAAAUAAAUCUUUUGGUUACUUCGUACUAUAUGCGUGUCUGUUUGCAGAGGUGGCACACUCACACUAUGAAGUAGUGCAGAUACUUGUGCAAAAAAACAGAAAAGGACUGGUAAAAAGUAGAAGUUUUGAUUCAGGUAAUUUGCCUAAUUAUCCAUCUAUGUUUUAAAUUCUAUGCGAUGAAAUACACUUACAUAUCAGCGAAAUGAAUGUCCUCUACGGUAUUAUUGAAAUACAGUACUCUUUUGUAUUCGCUUUCAAAAUAAUAGUACAUGAAGUUUGUAAAACAGUUUCCUCACUUGGCCACAAGAUGCCGCCAUUGACCAACUGUUGGUGCACAGCUUUUUUGUCUUACUUAAUUCAUUUAUUUUAUUGAAAAGAAAGCACUGCAUUUCAGUAUUA
Phyllopteryx taeniolatus (common seadragon) is the source of this 2227-nucleotide messenger RNA. It is a transcript of the gene foxd5, whose product is annotated as forkhead box D5. The transcript has a single exon. Gene Ontology annotation, molecular function: RNA polymerase II cis-regulatory region sequence-specific DNA binding; DNA-binding transcription factor activity, RNA polymerase II-specific. The coding region runs from base 117 to 1064 and encodes 315 amino acids. Gene Ontology annotation, biological process: cell differentiation; anatomical structure morphogenesis; regulation of transcription by RNA polymerase II. Lineage: Eukaryota; Metazoa; Chordata; Actinopteri; Syngnathiformes; Syngnathidae. The record is from RefSeq and is a predicted model, not a curated record.